AUGGCGACACGCACGUCGCCGCUGCCCCUCCUCCUCGCCGCCCUCAGCGUGCUCUUCUGCCACGCCGCCGCCGUCCACAACCCCGCCGCCGGCGGAGCAAGGAUCGCCGCGGCUGCCGGCGCCCACGGUGAUGACAGCACCAAGGUGUACGUCGUGUUCACGGAGAGGCAGCCGGCGACGGCGGAGCUGCCGGAGGCGGAGGCCGGCGCGGCCAUCGCGUCCUACCACCACGACAUGAUCGCCGGCGUGCUCGAUGACGAUAGUUCGAGUGCGGCGGACCGGGUGGUCUACCACUACUCGAGGAUCCUCCACGGCUUCGCGGCCAGGCUCACCGACGACGAGAAGAACAGGCUCGCCGGCAUGGACGGCGUUCUGUCCAUCCACGAGAAGGUGGUGUACAGGCCUCAGACGACGAGGUCAUGGGACUUUCUCGGCGUACCGCAGCACAACGACGCCACCCGGCUCAAGUUCGAGAACGACGUCAUCAUCGGCAUGGUGGACACCGGCAUCUGGCCCGACUCCGAGUCCUUCUCCGACGAGGGCCUCCCGCCGCCGCCCACCAAGUGGAAGGGCGUAUGCUCCAAGAACUUCACCUCCUGCAACAACAAGAUCAUCGGAGCACGGUCGUACUACGGCGGCAACACGACGCUGUCGGUGCUGGACCGGGAGGGCCACGGCACGCACACGGCGUCGACGGCGGCGGGCCGGGCGGUCGCGGGCGCGAGCCUGGGCGGGCUCGCCGGCGGCACGGCCCGCGGCGCGGUGCCCGGCGCGAGGCUGGCCGUCUACAAGGUGUGCUGGGAGGAGGGCUGCUCGUCCGAGGACAUCCUGGCGGCAUUCGACGACGCCAUCGCCGACGGCGUCGACGUCAUCUCGGCGUCCCUGGGCUCCGGCAUUGCGUUCGACUACGCCGCCGACCCGAUGGCCAUCGGCGCGUUCCACGCCAUGCGCCGCGGCGUCGUCGUCUCCGUCUCCGCCGGCAACAGCGGGCCCACGUUGGGCUCCGUCAGCAACGUCGCGCCGUGGAGCAUCUCCGUCGCGGCCACCCUCACCGACCGCAGGAUCAUCAGCGAGCUCGUGCUCGGCAACGGAAGGCGCGUCGUGGGGAACGCCAUCACCGUCUUCCCCAACCUCGGGAAGCCGUCGCUCCUCAUGGACCCCGGCGGCUGCGACCACGAGCAGCUCGACGGCAAGAGGUACAAGGGCGCCGUGCUCCUCUGCGGCGAGGGUGCCUACAUCAGCUCAGAAGCCAUCAGCCGCACGGGCGCCGACGGGGCCAUCGUGUACAUGUUCGCCGACGAGGACAAGGACACCGCCUUCUCCUUCGCGAUCCCCAUCGUCGUCGUCAUGCAGAAGGAGUUCAACCACAUCAUCGACUACUACAACAGCACCAGCCACCCCAUGGCCACCGUGAAGAAGAGCGUGACGGUGAAGGACGCGGCGGCGCCUAGCGUCGCGGAGUUCUCGUCCCGCGGGCCUAACAUGGUCACGUACGGCGUCCUCAAGCCGGACAUCAGCGCUCCUGGAGUGGACAUCCUGGCGGCGUGGACGCCCAAGGCGACCUUGUCCGGCAGCGACGUCGACGAGCGGAGGACCAGGUACAACAUCAUCUCGGGCACGUCCAUGGCGUGCCCGCACGUGACGGGCGCGGCGGCGUACGUCAAGUCGGUCCACCCGGAGUGGUCGCACGCCGCCGUGCAGUCGGCGCUCAUGACCACGGCGACCCCGAUGGGCUCCGGCGAGCCGGAGGCCGAGCUCGCGUACGGCGCCGGACAGGUGGAUCCGGUGCGCGCGCGGUACCCGGGGCUCGUGUACGACGCCGCGGAGGGCGACUACGUCGGCUUCCUCUGCGCGCAGGGCUACAACUCGUCGCAGCUUGCCGCCAUGACCGGCAGGAGGGCCUCCGCCGCAGCCUGCUCGGCCGGGGCCAGGGCCGGCGCCGUCGGCGACCUCAACUACCCGUCCAUCACCGUGCCCGUGCUCAACUACGGCGUGGGCUUCGCCGCGGAGUUCCCCCGGACGGUCACCAACGUCGGCCCGGCCGACUCGGUGUACCGCGCCACGGUGACCACGGUGCCCGGCGUCGACGUCGCCGUCACGCCCGACGAGCUCGCGUUCAGCGCCGGCACGAAGAAGCUGAGCUUCAAGGUGAGCGUCUCCGGCACGCUGCUGCCGGUGAACGGCACCAUGGGCGCGUCGGCGUCCGUCGUCUGGUCCGACGGGAGGCACCACGUGAGGAGCCCCAUCUACGUGUUCCCUCACAAACACGUUAUGUGAGCGUGUCAGCAGGAAGAAGAAGGUCAUAGGUUAGGUAGAAUCAUAGCUUGGUGCCAUUAGAAAGAUCAUAGGUUAGGGUUUCGUUAGAGC
Molecule: messenger RNA, 2367 nt
Organism: Panicum hallii
Lineage: Eukaryota; Viridiplantae; Streptophyta; Magnoliopsida; Poales; Poaceae
Product: subtilisin-like protease SBT4.9
Exons: 6
Coding region: 1-2277 (758 amino acids)
Biological process (GO): proteolysis
Molecular function (GO): serine-type endopeptidase activity
Source: RefSeq, a predicted model, not a curated record